GUGGCUGGCUUUACGAAACGGCACAGUGAAAUAUAAUAAGCAUUUAAAAAAAUAUAGGACUGAAUUCAAAGACGAAUAACUUCAGAAAUGGCUCUUGAAACAUCGACAUGGUUAAACAAAUACUUCAUGGAGAAGAUUCUGCGAAAGUCGGAAAAUGAUAAUUCGAUUCAGGUGUUUAACAUAUUUUCAAAACCGGCCACAGUGAAGGGCGACAAUUAUCUCAGCGACAUGAUUAGGAUUACUGUCGAAUUUUCGCGCAGCUCUAUGAUUAAAGAGAAAAAAUCAAUUGUUAUCAAAAUUUCGCCUGUACUUAAAAGUGUUCGACAGAAACUGAUCGUAGAAAUGGAUGUCUUCCAUAUCGAAAUGUUGAUGAUGUCAGAUACUCUGGAUAAAAUGAAUAAGUUGUUAGAACCAAAGCACCGCUUGAGCGCGAAGAUUCUCUACGUGCAAAAUGAAAAUCCAACGCUUCUGGUGAUCGAAGAUCUUGCAGCUCUCGGUUUUCGAAUGGCUGAUCGCUUGUCUGGUCUUGACUUAGAUCAUUCCAUAUUGGCGCUUCGUGGUCUUGCCAGGUUUCACGCAGCCUCCGUAGCCUUAUGCGAGAAGGAACCAAAGCAAAAAAAGAUGUAUUUGAAAGGAAUAAUUAAUGGCCAGCAUCCACCAGAAAUAAAAGAUAUUUUCAUUAAGAGUACUAAAGCUUUAGCAGACGAGAUUGUGAACUGGCCGGAAGUGAAAAAAUACUCAGAAAAAAUUGCUAAACUCUCCGAUCAUAUAUAUCAAAUAGGAGUGAAUGCAUUCAAGGUCUGUGAGGACGAAUUUAAUGUUAUUAAUCAUGGUGAUAGUCACGUGAAUAAUAUGUUGUUCAGAUAUGACAGUAAUGGCAAGCCUACUGAUCAGAUUUUUGUAGACUUUCAAUUAUGCGUCUAUGCAUCGCCGGCACUCGAUCUUCUCUAUUUUUGUAAUUCAAGUAUUUCUUUCGAUGUCAUUGAAAACAAGAGAGAUAUUCUAUUAAAUGAAUAUCUUAGCACCUUGUCAAUGACUAUGAAGCAAUUGAACUGCAAGACGCAACCGCCCACCAUGAAAGAACUAAAAGCUGCUCUAAGACGAAAAGCUAGCUAUGGUAUGAUGACAUCUUUUACCGCUUUACAGUUUAUGCUAUGCCAUAAAGCUGAGGCGAAAGAUUUGGAUGAAAUGUUGGGCACUGGUGCUUAUAUAAAUCCAGGUUUAAAGAAUGAGAAUUAUAAAAAAAUAUUGAUAAGAAGACUGCCAUUGUAUGACGAUUGGGGUUUACUGGAUCAAUGCGAUGAAAAAACAAUGCUCUGUCGACAAUAUUCUGCAAUUCCACUUUCAGAAAUGGCCCUAGAAACGUCGAAGAAAUGGCUGAAUCAAUGCUUCGUGGAGAACAUUCUGCGAAAAUCGGAAGAUGACAAUUCGAUUCAGGUGACGAAUAUAUUUUCGAAACCAGCCACGAACAAGGGUGACAAUUACACCAGCGACAUGAUCAGAAUUACUGCUGAAUAUUCGCGCGAUCAAAACAGCUAUAGAAUUAAAGAGAGAAAAUCAAUUAUCCUUAAAAUCUUACCUGAACUCGGAAGUGUCCGACAAAAAUUUGUUAUAGAAUCAGGUCUUUUUCACACCGAAAUGUUGAUGAUGUCAAAUACAUUGAAUAAAAUGAAUAAGUUGUUAGAGCCAAAGUAUCGCUUGAGCGGGAAGACUCUCUACGUGCAAAAUGAAGAUCCAAUGCUUCUAGUGAUUGAAGAUCUCAUGACUAUCGGCUUUCGAAUGGCCGAUCGUUUAUCUGGUCUUGAUCUGGAUCAUUCUAUAUUGGCGCUUCAUGGACUUGCUAGAUUUCAUGCAGCUUCCGUAGCUCUAUGCGAGAAGGAACCAAAGCAAAAAGAAAUGUAUUCGAAAGGACAAUUUAAUGAGCAACAAUCAUUAGAAAUGAAGGAUAUUUUCAUUAAAUGUACUAAAGGUUUAGCAAAAGAGAUUGCAUACUGGCCUGAAGUAAAACAAUACUCGGAAAAAAUAGCUAAACUCUCCGAUCACAUAUAUCAAAUAGGAAUAGAUGCAACAAAGCUUUGCAAAGAAGAAUUUAAUGUUAUUACUCACGGUGAUUUUCACGUGAACAAUAUGUUGUUCAAAUAUAACAAUGAUGGCAAACCUAUUGAUCAUAUUUUUGUAGACUUCCAAAUGUGCGUUUACGCAUCACCGGCACUCGAUGUAUUAUUUUUUCUCAAUACAUGUCCUUUCUUGGAUGUUAUGGAAAACAAGAAAAAUAUUCUAUUAAAUGAAUACUUUAGCACCUUGUUGGCAACUAUGAAGGAAUUGAAUUGUAAGACGCCGCCGCCUACUAUGGAGGAACUGAAAGCUACCAUGAAGCGAAAAGCUGACUAUGGAAUGAUAAUAUUUUUCGUCGUUUUACCAUUUAUGCUGUGCUCUAAGAAUGAGGCAAAAGAUUUGGAUGAAUUAUGGAGCACUGGUAUAAAUCCAGGUAUCAAGAGCGAGAUUUAUAAAAAGUUAAUGAUAAAAAGACUGCCAUUGUAUGACGAUUGGGGUUUAUUGGAUCUCUAAUAUAUACUUUAUCUUCAGUAAUAAAAAACAAAAAUAGAAAAGAAAUAAAUCUAGAUGAAAA
Molecule: messenger RNA, 2629 nt
Organism: Acromyrmex echinatior (Panamanian leafcutter ant)
Lineage: Eukaryota; Metazoa; Arthropoda; Insecta; Hymenoptera; Formicidae
Source: RefSeq, a predicted model, not a curated record